CUACAACAUUAUCCUCGUCCCGAUCGUGAAUUUAAAAUAUGUAUCAACAACGCGAAAGUUUAAAAAUUAACUAUGUAGGCUAUAUAAGUAAUUAAAAUAAAUUUGUAGCUACUAACCUUAUUUUGUCUUUUAAUUAUCUUUAUCUAAGAUGAGCAUAGAGUUUUCGAUGGUCGUUUAUAAAAAAAUAAAUAAAAAAAAAUUGUACUAACAAAGUUAAAGGUCAAGUGAAACUAGACCAUUUCGAAUAAAUGCCAUAAUAAACGUGAAUUAUUUGUGUGUACAAAACGCGCAUCUUUUGACUUUCGCCAUUUAACGGAGACAGUUUAUUGUCCUAUGUACUUAGCUAACUGUUCAUUCGUUUACAUAGUUUAGUAAGGCGAAAUCCGCGGACGGUAUAACGCGCGUCUCACGCACUUUCUACACUUCCGAGAAAAAGUAUAAAAAUAAAAAAAUAAAACUGCUGCUUCGCGGUAACUAAUUUGAAUUUUGAAAACGGAAUUCCGUACAUUGUGUUAGUGAUGUGACACCUUAUUAGCAAUUUAUCGAUAAAGUGACUUUCUUUUUUUUUUUAGUUCGAAUUCAAUAUUGUGAUUCUGAAGACAAUUUAUACGAAGAUGUUCCAAUAUGAAUACGAGAAGCGACCGCCGUCGGCGACGUCGUGCGACAGCCGCGCGACCGUCACCACUGACUGGAGUCGCGUGUACCCGGCGGGGACGAGCCGCGCCAGCGGGACUGCUGCUAUGAGCAGUUCUGGCGCCCGCCGCCCGCUACCACCAAGACCGAUUGUUUGCGAGAGGAUACCUACAAAACCUACUGUGCCACUCAAAGUUUGGGUGAUCGCCAGCGCGUCCUGUUUCGCUGUCUGCGCCGCUCUGGUGCUGGCUACCUUGAUGAUCACUAAGUGGGGGGCAGGACCCUCAUACUCUGAGGAGAUGUACUCGGAACCGGAACAGAUUUUUUCCGAUACAAAACCAACAUACAGCCCACCUUUACCGUCACAAGUAACCACAACAGAAACCCAAACAAAGCAAGACACUAUACCACUAACAAAUAUACAGUCAACUCCUGAUACAAUAGAAAACGACUUACAUAUGUCUAUUCUUGAAAAGCUACCGAUAUUUAAAAACGUAGUUUCAAAUCGUGGAAAAAGUAACAAUCUAUCUACAAAACCACAAAUUCAUCCAUUACACGAAACAAUAGACCAUAUAGAGAGAAAAAUCGAAAAGAAAGACCAAGCCAAACUGCCGAACGAUUUUGAUAAUGAAGUGAAAGAAAUACCCGAGUUCAAACCAACGUUGCCUGACGUUAUCUUUGGCAAACAUAAAGAUAUUAUACUAUCCGAAGGAUUCUUAACUGGGUUUAGGAAGCACGAUACUGAAUACGAGGAGUACUACAAUGAUGAUAAUUUAUACGAUGAUUACAUGCAAAGCAACACGAUGACGAAUUAUUUAAUUGAGAAAGUACAAGAGUUACAUAAUUGGAUUACCACAGAUCCUGAUUUCGAAGCAAGGAAUUCUUCUAAAGUUGUGAAAGCUAGUAACCAAUUUGGAGAACUACUGAAGGCGUUAAACGAAAGUCUUGUUGAAGGGAAUGUCACUAUAAUAAUGAAUAAGCUAAGGAGUUUAUAUUUUGGAGAGGAUUACACGAGCUUUAAUAGAAGCAGAAGGAUUGUUUCCAGUAACAGUACGGAUUUACUGUCGUUUGGAAUAUUGUCGUUGGAUGUUAUGUUGUUACAUAAUAUACAAUUGAUGGCGUGGGAGAGUCAGGAGGCAGCCCGAAGUAAAAUGCUCAAGGACCCCGAUGUAUUUGCUUUCAACGCGCUAUUCCUUGACCCGACAAAAGUGGAGGCCAAACAAAAUGAAGUUAUGCAUCACAACGAGAACUCGGGAUUCGCAAAACGCCAGAAUUUACGGCAAGAAUUCGACGACUUCGACGUCGGUAAAAGUAUUUUGGAGAACUUUCUGGAGAUUGGCAUGAGCACGGCACGGGCUGCGAUACACUUGGGCAGGGCUUAUAAAAACACCAAAAACGUCAUAAACCACAUCGCGACAGGAGAACCAGUCAACCAGCCGUCCAACACCAACCACCUCUCCCGCAAUAUAGAGGGCAACACCGUCGCUCUCAAUCACCUGCAGUCGUUCAGCGGAGGCGGAGGAGUCGGGUAUACCGAGCUGGAUUGUGUUUGGUUGCUGUACUGCAGGAACUUGGUACUGACUGCCAAGUUGAACGCUCCGUACGGAACCAUGGCUAGGAUCAAUGGCAUGGCGCUACGAAUGCUGACUGGCGAGUUGCCAGCCGACCGGGCAUUGGACACGAUGCUGUACGAAGUAUUCUCAGGCUGGACUGAGCUUAACUGCAACAAUAUGUUCCCCAGAUGCAGCAGAGCUGAUGCGGCCACAGUUGUUCUAAAUACAAUUCUACAACCGCUCAGAAAGUCCCAUUCGUCUAAUAAAAUGCGAUAGCUGGCAAUAACUACUAUAAUAGUAGAUUUUUGUAUUAAAAUACGUGGUAUAAUUAGAUAUAUUUCAUGUCUAUAUACGUAUAUAACGGGAAAUUAAUGAAGCCACUGUGUUUUUGUCGAUUCCCACUUCAUCCGGAAGUCUUCUUCAGUUUGUGUUUGGCAUUUUACGAAAUGCUGCGAUGUACGGAAAACCACAGAGAAAUUAUUAAUUUUUCAUUAUAUAUGUAUUUUAGGUUAUAUAAAUAGAGCUUCGAGCCUCAAAAACGGGUCAACUUUUUGUCAGCUAAUUGUCAAAUUAGCUGACUCGUUUCUCUUAUCAGUGUUCUAUAUGUUUACGCAUACAAUGUAUCUUGACGUAUUAUUUAAUAAAUAAAACGAGUGUUUACGCAUUAAAAAGAUACAGAAAUUGUAUAUUCUACCGUGAAGCAGUUGUGUUUGCAUGGCUGUGUUUCGGUUUGAAGGGUGGGAUAUGGCGUGAAUUUACUGGGUACAGAGGAAUAACACCUGAGUCCUCAGGAAUGGCAACGCAUGGGGGGUAUCAUGGGCGAAACAGUAUACUCUGUUAUGUCCACGGUACUGUUCAUGUCUAUAGGCGACGGUUACCACUUUCCAUCAGGUGGGCCGUCAGCUUGUUUGCCAUUCUAAGUUGUAUAAAAAAAACUAUUUAUCACGCAAAAUUGUAUGAAAAAUUUGACCCGUUUUACUCGAAGCAUUUGUAUGGAGACACUCUAUCUAUAUACUUAAUCUAAGAUAUUUAUAUAGAUAUUGGAUAAAAAAUUAUCAUAAAUAUAUUUCAAGUAGGACUGCUGAAGAUUUGAGUGGAGGACGCCAAGACUCUAAUAUGGCAACGCAUGAGGGGUAUCAUGGGCGAAACAGUAUACUCUGUUAUGUCCAUGGUACUGCUCAUGUCUAUAGGCGACGGUUACCACUUUCCAUCAGGUGGACCGUCAGCUUGUUUGCCAUUCUAAGUUGUAUAAAAAAAAGCAGUGAAUAUUUCCUUCCUAAUACAUUUUAGUAAGGAAGUUGCAGAAAUAUAAAUAAACGUUAAAUUUAAAAAUUUUUAAGAUUCGACUGUUACAUUUAGAGGCUAAAUCAAAUUAGUGUUUAUUUUUAUAUAUUUAAGUUAAUGAUUAUAUUAUUUAUAAAUUAAUUGAUUACUCAGUUUUGUUUAUUAAUAAUUAUUAAAAAAAAAUAUUGUUAUGCAAAUCUUUUUUAAACGUUCGAAAUAGGUACAUCAGAGUUUUACAGAUAAAUUAUAGAUAUAAUUUAAAAAAAAUUGAAAAUUACAUUUUCUAUUAUAGAUAGAUAGAUAGAUACUCUUUAUUGUUUCCUCCAUAAGAUUACAAUAGUAAACUUAUUAUAGAUACAAACAAUUACAAGAAAUGAUCACAGUGAGAAAACAAUGGGUGACCUUAUCGCUAAGAGCGAUCUCUUGCAGGCAACCUUUGGAUGGGGAGGAGUAAUUAUAAACAAUUUGGUGGUAUUACCUAUUUACAUUAGGUAAAAUAUUAUAAACAAUACUGAGUAAUCGAUUAUAUACAUUUAUUUAAUUGCUCAAGUGUACUUACGUUAUUAGUUCGUGUAAUUUAUAGAUAUACUAGGUGACUAUGUAUUAUCAGUUACAGCGCCAUCUAUUAAAAGUAACCCGAAGUAAUGAUUCUCAUACAAAAUAACCUCUUUUUAAUUUUUAGAUUGUUUUAUACAUAAAACUAAAUAACUCGAUGUACUGUCAGCUACAAUGCCAUCUGUUGAAAAUAAUUCGAAGUAGCGAGUCCCAUACAAAGUUACUUAUUUUUAAUUUUUCAGAUUUUUUUUUUAUAGAUAUACUAAAUAACUUGAUGUACUGUCAGCUACGAUGCCAUGAUUGAUUCAUUGGUGAAUUGGUCACAAUAGGCUGAUUGACCUGCUUCAUUCUCACUUAUCACCCCUCACUGGUGCCCCGCCAGCGUAUACCGAUAUCGCAUAUCGGGGAUAAGGAAAAUGGCAUUUGUUUUAUUGUUUUAAAAUGUUCAUUAUUUGUAGUUUUUUAAUUUAAACAACAAAAAAAGUAUGUUACUAGAGCUAUUUACUGUUAGAAAAAAAAAACAAAUUACGUUUUAAGAUAGACUGAUAGAGAUGAUGAGAAAUAAAAUUUUAUUAUUUGUUAAUACAAUUUGUUUUAUUUCCAUUUGAUUUAUUCACAAUUGGUACACACCAAGCGGAAACUAAAUUAAAACCUAUAAAUAUUUGAUAUCGACUCGUCACGUUUUAAAAUCGAGGAUGCUCGGCUAAUCUGUGUCGACAGCAACAUUGCGCAUUUAGCGCGCUAUUUGUCACCGCCUAAGAACAAGGAAUUACUCCUACAUAGAGGGAAUGAUAAAAUAAAAACUGUAAAUCAUACGAUUGCCUCCUUUCUUCUUAUGCAAAUAUAAUUAGUAAAAAGAGGACGAAAGAUACACCAUCAGUUGCUAUUUUUCUCAAUUCACAGCAGGAUAGUAUAUAGAAAAUGUUUGAUUAAGAAUUGAAAAGAGGAAAGAAAAGAAAGAUUUGGGUAGGUUAUUUUUGUUGAUGGGUGAAAAUGGUAUGGUAACCCCGCCUGCGCUAACGGGAUACGCUGGCGGAGCACCAGUGAAGGGUGAAAGAUGAGAAUGAAAACAGGCCAGUUAGACCAUCAUGAUGAAUUCAUCAGGAAGUAACUAUGAUAGUUCCCAGAACCGCGAGGAGGUCGACCUGGUUGGGUAUAUUGCUAGCAAUGGGAUUCUCAGUCUCCAUUACUAACAAUCCCUUUCCCCCCGGGUAGGUUAUAGUAGGUUAUAUUAGGUGUACACUUUAAUCAAAUUAAAUUAAUGUACUUUUUUAAACUGUAAUUUUAGUUAAUGGAUUAAACAGUGAA
This is a messenger RNA of Galleria mellonella (greater wax moth), 5333 nucleotides long. RefSeq lists its product as uncharacterized. The record is from RefSeq and is a predicted model, not a curated record. Bases 615 to 2462 code for a protein of 615 amino acids. The transcript has 9 exons. Lineage: Eukaryota; Metazoa; Arthropoda; Insecta; Lepidoptera; Pyralidae.